AUGAUUUAUGCAGAUGCCAUCGCUAAGUAUAAAUCUGUAAAAUUGCUGACAGGAACUGAUGAGCAUGGAUUGAAAGUCUACAGAAGUGCCAAGCAUCAACCACUCUAAUAAUAUUGUGAUUCCAUUUCCAACCAAUUCAAACAAUUGGCUAAUUCAUUUAUUAAGUAUGAUCAAUUCAUCAGAACCACUGAUCCUUAGCAUAUCGUGAAAGUGUAGAAGAAUUGGAAUCUGCUCUAAAAUAAUGGAUUUAUUAUUAAGGACACCUAUAAAGGAUAUUAUUGCUAAGUUGAGGAAUCAUUCGUGAAUCAUAAAACUGAUCAAUAUUUGGAAGAAGAUAAUUAUUUUUUCAAAUUUGACAAAGAUUACCUUGAGACUUGCAUUAAAAAUGCACCAUCCAGAUAUCAAAAUGAAUUAAAGCAGCUCAUAAUUAAUAGUAUUUGUAUCAGUAGACCUAAAUAGAGGUAUUAUUGGGGAAUUGAGGUUCCUAAUGAUAAUAAUUAACUGAUUUAUGUUUGGUUGGAUGCUUUAUUAGGUUAUUUGUAAGAAGAGUAACAUCAUUAUAUGCACGUGAUAGGCAAAGAUAUAGUGAGAUUUCAUGCAUUAUAUUGGCCUAGUUUCUUAAAAGGAAUCAAUAACCAAUCUACAACUGAAUUGAUUGUGCAUAACCAUUGGAUCAGAAAUAAUAUGAAAAUGUCGAAGUCGCUUGGAAAUGUGAUCGAUCCAUUCUAAUUACUAAAAAAAUACAACUAAAAUCAAAUUAGACUAUAUUUCCUUACUCAAGGGCCUUAAAAUAUGGAUGUUUCAUUUGAAGAGAGUAAACUGGAGAAGUGUUGGAAUACAUACAUCGAUCAAUUUAAUAACAUUUUAUUUAGAUUGUUCAGGCCAAAGAUAAUAUCACCAAAUUUGCUAUUAUUACAAUAGCAUUUAUUGGAUGAUCAAUUAAUAUAAACUAAAUAAUCAUUUUUGGAAUUACACAAAAAUACAAAAGCAUUUCUAGAUAAAAAUUAAUUCUUAGAAGGUUACUUAGAAUUACAAAAGAUCUUUGUACUCAUAAAUACCUUAAUAGAUAAAAAUUAACCAUGGAAAAUGCAAGAGCAAUUUUAAAAAGAACAAUUUCUAAGUUUUAUUUGCAUUUUGAUAUCAAUGACUUAAUAAAUUUUGGAUAUAUAUGUCUAGACUCCUAAUGUCAUAACACCAUAAUUCAAAGAAUUUCCUUAAAAUAAUAAUGUUUAAGUAACUGUAGAUUUAGAGUAAGAUUUAAGAUUAAAAAGAUUCAUCAUUAAUUGA
Molecule: messenger RNA, 1287 nt
Organism: Paramecium tetraurelia
Lineage: Eukaryota; Ciliophora; Oligohymenophorea; Peniculida; Parameciidae
Exons: 2
Biological process (GO): methionyl-tRNA aminoacylation
Molecular function (GO): methionine-tRNA ligase activity; ATP binding
Source: RefSeq, a predicted model, not a curated record